This is a messenger RNA of Lacerta agilis (Sand lizard), 2735 nucleotides long. RefSeq names its product forkhead box O3 (gene FOXO3). Gene Ontology annotation, cellular component: mitochondrial matrix; nucleus. NCBI's taxonomy places the organism in Eukaryota, Metazoa, Chordata, Lepidosauria, Squamata, Lacertidae. The record is from RefSeq and is a predicted model, not a curated record. Gene Ontology annotation, molecular function: RNA polymerase II cis-regulatory region sequence-specific DNA binding; DNA-binding transcription factor activity, RNA polymerase II-specific. Gene Ontology annotation, biological process: regulation of transcription by RNA polymerase II.
CUCUCCUCGACUGUAGCGCCUUAAGACUUCAGUUUCCCAGCUAAGCUGUUUCGAAGUCAGCGGCGGAGAAGGGCGACUGGAGCCGAACAGAAAGCGCCCGCCAAAGCAACAAGCAAGAAGAGACUCGUGGCUCUCUUUAUUUUUAGGCGUGUGGAGGGGGAGAGAGCCCGCGGGAAGUGGUCUCUUUAAUGCAUACCGCGAGAUGCUAUUGGAGCAAUCCUGCACGGGGUGAAAGAUAAACAAACACACGGGCGCGCCGCCGCGGAGAUUUGCUUUCCCACUCUGCAAGGGUUGGGUUUUUUUGGGGGGGGGGGUUUCCUUGCAAAAUCGGCGCUCCUCGGGAUCUGGAGGAAGAGGACGCACCUGGAGCCGGCUUGACCACCUGAUCGUUUCUUUUUUCCCUAUUGAUUUUAUUGGUUGUUGUUGCUGGCGGUAGGGAAGGAGAGGUGGCGGGGUGAAAAGGAGGCGGCCGGACCUUUAAUGGAGCAUGGCAUGUUUGUACAACCUCGCUGAUCGCUGCUACUAGGAGGUGCGAGAGGAGGAGGAGGAGGCAGCGGAGGAGGAGGAGGGACGGCCGAGGUGUGGAUCGGGCUCCUCUUCCCUGACAUCCCCACUUGGCAGCGGAUCGGAAGGUAGUCAGAGCAGCCUCAAGAGCGGGGGAGAGGCCAAGAUGGCAGAGGCGUCUCCCCCCGCCCCCUUGUCCCCCGUGGACGUGGACGUGGACCUGGACCCCGAGUUCGAGCCCCAGAGCCGCCCGCGCUCCUGUACGUGGCCCCUGCAGAGGCCUGAGCUGCAGGCGAGCCCGGCCAAGCCCGCGGGGGAAGCGGGAGCCGACGCCGCCUCCAUGAUCCCAGAGGAGGACGACGACGUCGACGACGAGGAGCAAGGGGGCAGCUCGGCCAUGGCCGUCGGAGACGCCGUCCCUAGCGGCGGCGGCGGCGAGGCGCUGGCCCCGGAGGACACGGCCCGCCUGCUGGCGCCUUUCUCGGGGCUGUCCGGCGACGGGUCCGGCCAGGGCGCCAGGGCGCCGAGCGGAGGGCAGCAGCCGCAGCAGCCGGGGGCGAGCGGGGCGGCGGCGGCGCCGAGGAAAUGCUCGUCCCGCCGAAACGCGUGGGGGAACUUGUCCUACGCGGACCUGAUCACUCGCGCCAUCGAGAGCUCCCCGGAGAAGCGCCUCACCCUCUCGCAGAUCUACGAGUGGAUGGUGCGCUGCGUGCCCUACUUCAAGGAUAAGGGCGACAGCAACAGCUCGGCCGGCUGGAAGAACUCGAUCAGGCACAACUUGUCUCUUCAUAGUCGAUUCAUCAGGGUACAGAAUGAAGGAACUGGGAAAAGUUCGUGGUGGAUGAUCAACCCUGACGGUGGGAAAGGUGGGAAAGCGCCACGGAGACGUGCUGUUUCGAUGGAUAACAGUAACAAGUACACCAAGAGCCGAGGACGAGCAGCUAAGAAGAAGGCAGCACUACAAGCUGCACAGGAAACAAGCGAAGACAGCCCCUCCCAGCUCUCCAAGUGGCCAGGUAGCCCAACCUCUCGCAGCAGCGAUGAGCUAGACGCCUGGACAGAUUUCCGGUCUCGUACAAAUUCAAAUGCCAGUACAAUAAGUGGCCGCUUGUCACCAAUAUUGGCCAGCACUGAGCUGGAUGAGGUUCAGGAUGAUGAUGCUCCACUUUCCCCUAUGCUGUAUAGUAGUCCACCCAGCAUGUCUCCCUCGGUAAAUAAACCUGGCAAUGUUGAGCUGCCAAGGUUGACUGAUAUGGCAGGCACCAUGAACUUGAACGAUGGUCUGACAGACAAUCUUAUGGAUGAUCUUUUGGACAAUAUAACCCUCCCCUCUUCCCAGCAGUCGCCCACAGGGGGACUCAUGCAAAGAAGCUCAAGUUUUCCAUACGGCUCCAAAGGUUCAGGUCUUGGUUCUCCAUCAAGUAGUUUCAACAACGCUGUGUUUGGACCAUCAUCUCUGAAUUCCCUCCGUCAGUCUCCCAUGCAAACCAUCCAAGAGAACAAGCAAGCUACAUUUUCUUCCAUUUCACAUUACAAUAACCAAACACUGCAGGAUCUGCUGGCUUCGGAUUCGCAUAGCCACAGCGAUGUCAUGAUGACUCAGUCCGAUCCACUCAUGUCACAAGCUAGCACAGCUGUGUCUGCCCAUAACGUACGCAGGAAUAUUAUGCUCCGGAACGAUCCCAUGAUGUCGUUUGCUGCCCAACCAAGCCAGGGGAGUUUGGUCAACCAGAAUCUGCUCCACCACCAGCACCAGUCCCAGAACUCCUCUCUCGGUGGCAGUCGUGCCUUGUCGAAUUCCGUUGGUACUAUGGGCUUAAGUGACACAAGCAAUGUUGGGUCGACAAAACACCAGCAACAGUCACCUGCCAACCAGUCUAUGCAAUCGCUUUCUGACUCACUCUCAGGCUCUUCUUUGUACUCCAGCAGCGUGAGCCUUCCAGUCAUGGGGCAUGAUAAAUUCCCCAGUGAUUUGGACCUGGAUAUUUUCAACGGGAGCUUGGAAUGUGAUAUGGAGUCCAUUAUCCGCAGCGAACUCAUGGAUGCAGAUGGGUUGGAUUUUAACUUUGAUUCUCUCAUCUCAGCCCAGAAUGUUGUCACUCUGAAUGUGGGAAACUUCACUGGUGCUAAGCAGGCUUCAUCACAGAGUUGGGUUCCAGGCUGAAGGAUUUAUGCAAAGAGGGGGAAAUGGGCAAAGCAGGCCCUUCAUCUGACACGAGAGCUAGAGGGGG